Molecule: messenger RNA, 3649 nt
Organism: Hippocampus zosterae (dwarf seahorse)
Lineage: Eukaryota; Metazoa; Chordata; Actinopteri; Syngnathiformes; Syngnathidae
Product: coiled-coil domain-containing protein 40-like
Exons: 25
Coding region: 252-3587 (1111 amino acids)
Biological process (GO): axoneme assembly; heart looping; epithelial cilium movement involved in determination of left/right asymmetry
Cellular component (GO): cilium; cytoplasm
Source: RefSeq, a predicted model, not a curated record
UUGUUACCUAGUUUGUGAUUGGUUGUGUUGAACGUCCGUCAAUGGCGCUGCUCCAUGUCAUGACGAUCGAUAAGGCUCCUCAUUAGUCGUCAUCAAACAAGGAGAAAUUAUUCGUGUUCAAAGAAUUUCAUUUUCAUCUCUUUAUGAAGCAUUUUUUAAUAUUUGUUCGCCUUUGCAAUGCUAUGUCACAGACUGACUCGGUAUAGAAAUUUGAAAGUUUGAACGUAAGCGUCAGUGAAUACGUCGCUCCAAUGGAGAGAGAUGAAGACCAGUUAGAAGAUGAGGAGGUGAUGGAGGCAGAAGAGAAAGAAACCGAGCAGCAGGAUCAAAAUGUGUCACCCGUUCCACAGGAUCAGCCUGAAUCGGAGCCAGUUGAUGUGGACUCACAGCCAGACAGCCAGUUUCUUACACCCUCAGUGGAGGCAGCUGAAGACGAGCUAGAAGUUGCGGUGGGAAUGGAGGCAGAAGAAGGAGGAACCGAGCAGCAGGAUGAAAACGACCAAAAUGAAAACGAUGAAGAAGCAAAUGUGUCUCCCUUUCCACAGGAUCAGCCUGGAUCUGAGCCAGUUGAUGCGGACUCACAGCCAGACAGCCAUUUUCUUUUAGCUUCGGUCGAGACAGCUGAAGACGAGCUACAAGUUGUUGGGGGAUUGGAGGAUGAAGCGGGAGGAACCGAGCAGCAGGAUGGAAAUGAGCAAAAUGCAAAUGAUGGUGAAGCCAAUGUGUCUCCCUUUACACCGGAUCAGCCUGGAUCUGAGCCGGUAGAUGCAGAUUCUCAGCCAGACAGCUAUUUUCUCACAGCCUCAGUGGAGACAGCUGAAGACGAGCUAGACGUUGUGGGGGGAAUUGAGGAGGAAGAGGGAGGAACCGAGCAGCAGGAUGGAAAUGAGCAAAAUGCAAAUGAUGUUGAAGCAAAUGUGUCUCCCUUUACACCGGACCAGCCUGGAUCUGAACCAGUUGAUGUGGUCUCACAGCCAGACAUCAGUGAUAUCGAAGACCCUGUUAUGAACAUACACUUUGAACCGGAACAUUUUGCCGAAGUUCUGUCACCACCCCAGAAUUCAGUUGAGGAAAAGGAGGAUAGGGAGCCCGUUAUAGAUGACAACGAGGAAGAAGAUUUUCUUGUUCUUGAUGCUGAACAUCCCCUGGUGGCAAAGAAGCAAGCAGCGCUAAAGAAUCAACUCAUCAAGGAACUCCAGAGGCUAAAAAUGCAACUGAAUGAACAGGGGGCGUUGGAGAAGGCAGAGGCAAACCAAACAGAAGAAUUAUAUGUAGAGUUGUUCGGGGAACAAGAAAGGCUUAAAAAUCUCCAGACUAGACUAGAUGGACAACAGAAGUCGAAGCGCUUGGCUGAAGAAAAACAUAGACAGGUACAAGAAGAAUUGAAGGCAAUGAAGGCUUGUCAUUCCAGCACCACCAACGAGUGCACCAAGACCCGGGCCAAUGUAUCCAAGCUGCAGCUAGAAUUCGACAAACUUAAGUUGCAUGUCAACUUCACACAAGAAGUCAGUGAAGAUCUGCAUGCUAAUGUAAAAGCAACAAAGAAUGCCACACGAAAAAUCGGAACCAAGAAAUCAAAGGCUGAGGACCAGAAACUCAAGCAGGAUUUGUAUGUAGAGCGCCUCACGAAGGAAUUGGACAGACUGAAACAACAGAUGGACCUCUUUGAGGUCCAGACCCAUGCCCAAGCAGAGACAACACUGGCAACCAAAGAAGCUCUUUCUGAGGCUGAAAUGCAAAUGGAGUCUCUGGCGAUGGCACAAAAGCAGUUGCUGCAGCAGUGGAACCGCAGCCUGCUCAAUAUGAGAAAGCAAGAUGAGGAAUUUGGAGCAAUGCAGCAGGCUGUAUGCAUGGCUGAGCACCAAGUGAUCAUACUGGACAGAGAGAUUGAAGGCAACAAGAAAUCAAUCUCGGAACUGCAAGAGAAAAGUGAGACUUUGACCAUGAUGCUGAACUGCGCCCAGAUGGACUGCGAAGUCACCAAAAAGAUGAUCACGCAGAAGCAGAGCCAGCAUGAAAUUCUGCAGGACCAGUACAGCGUCUACAUUCGUGCUCUGGGGCAGACGGAGCAGACGCUUGCAGAACUCACAAAGAAGGAGAACGGCCUUCAGGUUGAGCUGACUGAUCAGAGACGGAAGCUGGAAAAAAAUAAAAAUAAGCAUCUUGAGUUGGAGAACGCAAUCAUGACCCAAAUGCUGCAGAAGCUCAUGGACAACAAGGCCGCUCAGUAUUACCAGCGACUCACCAACAAGAAAGCCUCCCUCAAGAAAGAAAAGUUCUAUCAACUGUGGCAAUUGGAGAGUUCUGUCAUGGCGGCUGCCCUGGAGAGCAAUGUGAUCAAUGAGAAACUGGAAAACUUGGACCGAACUCAGAAGGAGCUUGAUGAAGAAAUUAGAAAAUAUAACAAGGUGGUCGCAUCUAACCAGACUAACAGUUCAUCGAUUGAUGCACUCAUCGCACAGAAGCAGACCACCAUUGCAAACAUCAACAAGAAAAUUGACCUCAUCGCAGCUCGAACUGGGCAUGAAGACCUCAGUCCGCUGCAAAUCAAGAUUGAAGCAAUCAAGACUCAAAUUGAGACAUUAUCACAGAAAAUGAAGAAUGAUCAGCAGCUGUGGCUGAAGCUCCAGGGAACGCUCAUAGGAUUAACCCUGGAGAUACAGACACACAACAAGGAAUAUAACAAACUGCAGACAAAGUACACCGCGGUUUGUCAGAAGAAGCUUUACUUGGAACGCCAGCUUGACAUCAUGCACCGUGAAGAGAACGAGGUGGAGAAGAGCAAUAAGAUGCUUCAAAGAGAUUUACUCAAGCUCAAUACGCUUCUGAGCAAGAACACACAGUUGCGUUACGCCUUGGAGCAGGAGAACGCUGUGAUGGAGACCGAAUUCCUUCAUAAGCUUAAGGAGGCAGAGCGGGAGUCUAUAGAGAUGGAGGCGAAGCUGGAGAAGACCCAGGAGGAAAAAGAGAAACUUCUCAGCAGUCUGGUGGAGGCCGAGCGUCAAAUUAUGCUUUGGGAAAAGAAGACCCAUGUCAUGAAGGAGACACGUUUAGUUGUGCAAGAGGGUCAAGGAGACAUCCAAAUCAUGAGGGAUGAUGUUCAUCGUAUGGAGCGCUGGCUCAGUCUGCUGAUGAGGCAGCGUGAGCAGCUCCUGCGGGACAGCAUUUCAGUUGUGGAAAGGAGAGGAAACAUCAUUGAGCGCAAUGAGGUCAUGGCUCGUAGCACUAAAAAAGCCACCACCAAGGGUGAGCUGCAUCUGAUGAAUGAUGGCUUGCGGCGAAAAAUCACAGAAAUACACAAGUUAGUGAAAGAGUAUGACCAGGAGAUCAGAGAGCUGCAAGAGGGUCAGGAAGAAUUUCAGAACAAGGCCAAGAAGAUUGAGGAGAUGAUUGAUGGCACUCCAUCCACCACUGCUUCACUUGAAGCCGCACUGCAGGGCGAGACGGAGCGAGUGCACACCGUCAGCAGCAUCAUUCAACGUGUGUGGGUGGAGAUGCCCAAGUACCAGGGCUCACUCUGGAAAGUCUUGCGGUCACUGACAGAAUACACAGAAUCUGAAGAUGGAAGCGUCCACACAGUGGGAUAAAAUGAACAAGAGUAAUAGGAAAUGCCUCCAACCGUAUUGUAAAUAAAGACAUGAUUUGUACA